Messenger RNA from Procambarus clarkii (red swamp crayfish), 7646 nucleotides. The record is from RefSeq and is a predicted model, not a curated record. Lineage: Eukaryota; Metazoa; Arthropoda; Malacostraca; Decapoda; Cambaridae.
GAUGUUGGCUGGCGUUGGUGGAGGAGUAGGUGGCAGCUUGUAAGGAGAACAGCAAGGAGUCACCUGGUGCUGCCACCACCUGCCCUCUAGUGCUGCCAUCACCUGCCCUCUAGUGCUGCCAUCAUGACUACAAGAGCCGCUAGUGUGUGUCUUAAGGUGAUAGAGGAGUUCUUGUAGUGACCGACACUAGCACCAUCAUGACCACAAGAGCCUCUCGUGUCUAAGGUGAUACAAGAGUACUUGUAGUGACUGGACCAAUGGGAAAGCCAAGACGGAAGCAUAUUAAAGAUGUCGUUCAGUCACACUGGGACGACAGGUCACACUCCAAGUGACCUGUCGUCCAUCUUAAGGAGGGUGAAGGCGACCCUCCACGACACCCGCCUCCAGGCGCAGCACCUCCCAUCACUCCCAGCACGUGAUGAGAGCGACUCGAGCUACAGGGACGCGAGUCUGGACGACCUGAAGGAGGCCUUUGGGGCCUGCCAGACGAUAGAAUGGAAAGAACAAGAGUAUCGCUACAUCAGGUCUAAAGUGAUUGGGCACAGGAGACGGGAUAUGGUCCACGGAUGUCGUCCCCCGGCAGUGCACAAGCUGUUGCGGUCUGUGUCCACACCGGAAGCUCCGCAGGUGGAAAGCCGAAGCUACAAGACAUUCCUGCGGCAUCGUCGGGAAUCUUUAGCACUGGGGACGCAGUCUGCGGCCGCCUGCGGCUGCGGCAAGCCUCAGAGAACAGCUGCGGAUAGGGAUGACUUGUGUGAGUUUUCCGGUGAGGUUUGCGACAAAAUUUUGUUGUACGUCAAGUCUAACGCCUGGGCCUCCCGCGAGUCUCUGCUGUCGGCGACGUCGCGCAGCUUGGCGUCUAGUGACGACCUCGACGACCCCAGCGUCGCUGUCGACGCCCGUGACCACAUCGUCGCUGUCGACGCCCGUGACCCCAGCGUCGCUGUCGACGCCCGUGACCCCAGCGUCGCUGUCGACGCCCGUGACCCCAGCGUCGAUGUCGACGUCGGUGACCCCAGCGUCGAUGUCGACGUCGGUGGCCCCAGCGUCGCUGUCGACGCCGACAACCCCAGCGUAGCUGUCGACGCCGACAACCCCAGCGUCGCUGUCGACGCCGACAACCCCAACGUCGCUGUCGACAACAACCCCAGCCUCACUGUCGGCGCCUGUGACCCCAGCGUGUCUAACAUUGUGGACGCCUGUCACCCCGGGGCGUCGACACCCGUCACGGCAGCCGUCACCAGUAUCCUCGACAACAUCCCCCACAUCGACUCAGACGACGACGACGACGACUGUCAAGGAGACUGUGUCGUCGCCUCUGAAGUUCCCAGCACUAACAACGUCGUUCAAGUUGUCGAGAAAUUCUCCCCUGAAUUACCUCCACUUUGUGAACCUGAGGACGACCUAUGUGAGGACGACCAGUGUGAGGACGACCACCAGGUGGCUCAGGCACAACCAGCUGUCGUCCUCAACCAAACUCAACACAACGAAGGCGGGUAUAAGGGCGUGGAGGCGCCCGGUCUGGACCCAAGUUACGCCCAUGGUCAGCUGUCCUGCCACGCCCACUCCUCAAGCCACGCCCACUCAUCCUGCCACGCCCACGACGCUUUCUUUGACGUAUCUGGCUACGCCCACAGGCAGUUUUCCUGGCAGACACGCUGUCAUUCAUCGACCCAGUCCCACACCCAGCCAGCCAGCCACGCCCACACCCAGCCAGCCAGCCACGCCCACACCCAGCCACCCAGCCACGCCCACAGUCAGGUGUCCAGCCACGCCCACACCCACGUGAUUAACGAUGAACCAAGUCAGGUGUGUGAGGACGACAACCACACCUCCAUGAACGAGGCGACAGUGGCUAUUACAGGUGGCUUCAGCAGAGACGGUUGGGCAGUAGCAGAGGUGGUGAUGGGCGGGUCUGGGGCGAUGGGGGCGUGGCUAGGCCAGUGUUGUGACCCCGCCCACCCACACGCCCUGCCACGCCUACCCCACACGCCCCUACUGCUGCUCCUCCACGCCCGUGCUCUCCACGCCUCCCCGCUCCUCCUCCACGCCCUCAAGGAGCGGGUGUGGGGUUCAGGUGUACACGUGUGUGUCGUGAAGCCAACACCAACAGCUCGUUCUAUCAGGCGCCUCAUCACCAACAAUGACCUCCAGGUGGAGUUGGUGAGUGAGGAGCAGCUACACGAGAGAGUGCCAGAGGACCAGUUGACGCCUCAGUUUGGUGGCACCUUACAGCUGGACCACCACGCCUGGUCCGUCUUCUGCAAGAUCCGGGUGGAAGUGUUGGACCAAGUCAGACGGGGUGCGACAAUGUUGGAGACUUGUGUCUCUCUGUCUCCCUCUCCCUCACUGUCUCCCCCACACUCCCUGGCCCCCUCCACCACCACGGAGGUCCAGGAGAUGCACCACUGCGUCGCUAGUGCCAAGUCCAGCUUACGGCACAUGGAGAAAUGGUGCCAAAGGCUUCACAAUCAUUCUUUAGUUAGGUGUUGGAUGAGUGAGUGUGAGGAGCUGGUGAAGACGCUGGAGGCCGUCUCCAGUCUGGCGAUGGAUCACCGAGCCUCCAGACUCUCCCUCCUCCACCAGGAAGCCAACUCGGUAAGUACACUAUGCACUUUUAAGUUUUUCCUGUUCGGACGCCCGCUUAUUCGAACGCCCGGUUAUUCGAACCCCCGGUUAUUCGAACCCCCGGUUAUUCGAUCCCCCGGUUAUUCGAUCCCCCGGUUAUUCGAUCCCCCGGUUAUUUGGACGCCCGGUUAUUUGGACGCCCGGUUAUUGGGACGCCCGGUUAUUGGGACGCCUGGUUAUGCGGACGCCCGGUUAUGCGGACGCCCGGUUAUUGGGACACCCGGUUAUUGGGACGCCCGGUUAUGCGGACACCCGGUUAUUGGGACUCCCGGUUAUUUGGACGCCCGGUUAUUUGGACGCCCGGUUAUUUGGACGCCCGGUUAUUUGGACGCCCGGUUAUUGGGACGCCCGGUUAUUGGGACGCCCGGUUAUUUGGACGCCCGGUUAUUUGGACGCCCGGUUAUUGGGACGCCCGGUUAUUGGGACGCCCGGUUAUUGGGACGCCCAGUUAUUCGGACACCAGUUAUUCGGACACCCAGUUAUUCGAAACACCCGCUUAUUGGGACGCCGGUUAUUUGGACGCCCGGUUAUUGGACGCCCGGUUAUUUGGACGCCCGGUUAUUGGGACGCCCGGUUAUUGGGACGCCCGGUUAUUGGGACGCCCAGUUAUUCGGACACCCAGUUAUUCGGACACCCAGUUAUUCGAACACCCGCUUAUUGGGACGCCCGCUUAUUCGGACGCCCGCUAAUUCGGACGCCCGCUUAUUCGUACGCCCGCCUAUUCGUACGCCCGCCUAUUCGGACGCCCGCCUAUUCGGACGCCCGCCUAUUCGGACGCCCGCCCGCCUAUUCGGACGCCCGCCCGCCUAUUCGGAUGCCCGCCCGCCUCUUCGGACGCCCGCCUCUUCAGACGCCCGCUUAUUCGAACACCUUAUUCGAACACCUGGUCACCCGUCAUCUCACUUUCCUACCAUAUCCCAGUCAGUAGCCUUAAUAAGGAAACUGUGUAAUAUUAACACGAACUUUUCUCUGUUUCAGCGCCACCUGGAGAAGGGCGGGGCGCUGCUGGAGGAGGCGGCGACGGUUGGGGAGACGGAGGCCAGCGUGAAGGAGCUGGCGAGAGCUUUACAUCUUCACCUGACGCAGUUCACAGACCGUCUUCAUCAUACUAGAGACCGUCUUGAAGAUACAGCUAGGUGCUACCAUCUCCUGGAUAAGGCGUAUGAGUGGGCGCUGGAGGCGAUGAAGGUGGUGGGUCGCGUGAAGGGCGAGGGCCUGGCGUCCCCCGAGCAGGUGGGUGCUGCAGGCCGCACCCUCACAGCAUACCUGGAGCAGCACCCACCCAUACCUGACGACACCUUCACCGCCAUGACCACCCUCGCUACACGACUCAACAAUCACACACUCCUCCAGCAGUGUAAGAUGGCUCAGGUUCGAUGUCAAGAAACAAAUGAACUUCUUCGUAACCGGCAAGCAGCACUUUAUAAAGCCAAGCGACAGAUGGAAUUCGAUUGCCAGAGCUUCGUGGACUUGGGCGAGGUGUUUGGAGGAGGAGGAGGAGGAGAGGAGAUGUCGCCCUUAGCCUGGCUGGCGUGCUCACCUCUCAAUGUGUCAGGUCGACGAAGAUCUGUGUCAUCGUUGGGGUCACGUCCUCGCGACUCUCUGUCACGGUGUCCAUCACUCGACACGGACGACGACUCGGUGUUCUUGGACCCACCGCCACCUCCAGCACCUGCCAAGACCCCGCUGGAGCCUCGUACUAGCCUGGGUGGCAUUAAGGAGGUUCGCGAGAGUGCUGAAGACCUCGAGCAGCCGUCAACCCCAGGCAAUACUAAAUUAACUUCACCUUCAGGGACCACAACCUCGUCAUCUGGGUCCAGUGGCAGGUGUGGAAGCAGUUCCUGCUCCUCCAGCGAGAGUUCUGGACCUGUCAGCAUAAACAAAAAAUUCAUGAAGAGAGCCAAUACUUGGCAGUAUGGUCUCAUACCCAAAGGACACACCGAUGACAAUACUGGGAUGGAUGAUGGAGUACCCCUUUCACCCACAAGCCACAAGAGUAUACCUCCAUCCUCUGCUGUCAAUUCUCAUUUACUGAUCCGUGGCUCGCAACUCAACCUGUCAAUCAACAUGGAUGACUUGUCACAAGAAGAAGUUAAAAAGAGCAAAACUCUUUUGCUGACCAUGAGGGAACUGAUUCAGACAGAAAGGGAUUAUGUUAAUUCACUUGAAUAUAUUAUUGAGAAUUACAUUCCGGAGCUGAUGAGAGAAGAUAUACCUCAAGCUCUCAGGGGCCAGCGUAAUGUUGUCUUCGGCAAUAUUGAGAAAAUCUAUGAAUUUCAUUCUGGUUACUUCCUACGAGCCCUUGAAGCCUGUGAGAUGCGACCUUUCGCAGUGGGCUCAAUAUUCCUGAGAUAUGAAAGUCAGUUUUACUUGUAUGCGCUCUACAACAAGAACAAACCAAAAUCAGAUUCUUUAAUGUCUGAAUAUGGAUCAGCAUUCUUUCGGAAAAAGCAGCUAGAGUUGGAGGACCGAAUGGACCUUGCUUCGUACUUGUUGAAACCUGUACAGCGCAUGGGGAAAUAUGCUCUUAUUCUUAAACAGUUACUGAAGGAAUGUGGUCGUGGAGAGGAGAAUUAUGAUGAAAUCCAGGGUGCUCAAGAGAUGGUGCAAUUUCAACUGCGUCACGGCAAUGAUCUCCUUGCCAUGGAUUCCUUGAGGGAUUGUGAUGUGAACCUGAAGGAACAAGGGAGAUUGUUGAGGCAAGGAGAGUUUGUGGUGUGGGAGGGAAGCAGAGCCAAGAAGUCUGUUAGACAUGUUUUCUUAUUUGAAGAUUUAAUCCUCUUCAGCAAGGCAAGACGAGAUCCAGAAAAGAAGGCACUAGAUAUAUUUCAGUACAAGCAUAGCAUGAAAAUGACCGACAUUGGUUUGACAGAACAAGUUAGCGUUAGCACUACUAAAUUUGAAAUUUGGUUCCGCAAGCGAAAGCCAUCGGACACUUAUCUUUUCCAAGCUCCCAGUGCAGAGAUGAAAGAGGCGUGGACAGAGGAAAUAUCCAAAUUACUGUGGCGCCAAGCACUUCGUAACAGAACUAUGAGACUGCACGAGAUGUCAUCUAUGGGUAUAGGUAACAAGCCAUGUCUGGAUAUACGGCCAAGUGAAGAUCAGAUCAGUGACAGAUCCAUUAGCAUUAACCAGCUAAAUAAAGCACCUCGUCUUCGAACUGGUUCAACAUCCGCUAUUGGUGACUUGAACGGUGGAGUGGGGAAAAGACCUCACUCUAUAAUUUCUGUUAGUUCCUCGUCGGCAUCCUCAUCAGCCUCGUCGGCAUCUUCGUCACAUUCGUCAACUGUUUGUCCAACUUAUGUUGGAGCGCUUAACCUGGGUUUUGAAGCAGGGAACUCCCCGCGACCCCUUCAUCGUUCAGUGACACGUACCAGCCAAUGUUCUGCAGAAAGUGGUAUUCUUGCCGACAUGUACUCUGGCGGUGACGACGACGCUCAGUCCCAUCGAAGAGUCGAGAGGUCAAAUUCCACAGUGACAACGGUCUCUGUUGAUUCUGCUCUGUCACCGGUCUCAUCGUGCUCACCAGUCUUCCCUGUAGCACCCACUUCACCCUCCCUCAUCAUGGUCUCCCCUACAAGACCUACGGAUGUCAUAUAUGAAACACAAUCUGUCACACCUACUGUAAAGGACUCUUCAGCAAAAAUGCUUCUCACUACUGAGCAUCGUGGAGAGUCAGCACCACCACAACAACCCAUCCACAGCAGUAUCUCCAACGCAUCCUAGACUAGGUGUAAAAUAUGCUGUCGUUUAGUGAGAGGAACCCACAGCCUGGCUGAGAGGGCAUGCUGACCAAGUCGUUAGGAUUAUUCUGUAUUUAUUGAUAGUUCAUAUGUACAAAGAUUAUAGCCGUUAUAUAAAUUGUAUCUUGUAAAUAGCUUUGCAAUAUACUGUGUUAAAUAUAUUUUAAGCACCAAUAUGUCAUGGCAAGACCCACCAAUGCUUGAUUUGUUAAAAUCAGCUUUUGUAUGUAGAGUAGUGAUGCCAAAUAACGUUUAUUACCACACAACCCUGACGUGAACACCCGAUGUGACCAUUUUCUUCUCCAAGCCAAGUCGUCAUCUACCUGCUCACGAUGCCACUAGGUCAUGCUUUUGACCUAAAAGUUAUAUUUUACAUUUCACAUCUUGAAGUCUAAUAUUUCAGUCUUCCAUGUAGCAUCAUGUAGUGUGAUGUAGUAAACAUUUUUGGACAGUUCUUGUGGAAAAGUUGUAUAGAAUUUUGAGACAUCACAAUUCAUUACGUGAAUUGCUGUGUUGUCGGACUGUAGUAAAUAAUGAUGCUACACUGCUAGUUUAGACUUCACCAACUCUCCACACAUGCAUACUUUAAUACACAGUGAAAGUCACAAUAACACGAUGAAUCUAUGAAUAAAUAUUAAGGCUGUGCAUGGGUUUGAGUCUGUCGUACACCUCAAUACGUAUUUAUCCAUAUUUGAAUGUGUUAAGUGAACACUUUUAAUACUUUGUAUCUGGCAGUCUGAGCAGAAGUGAUGUGCAAGGUCUUCACUUUCCUCUUCCCAACCACUUGGGCUGGACGGUAGAGCAACGGUCUCGCGUCAUGCAGGCCUUCAUUCAAUUCCCCAACCAUCCAAGUGGUUGGGCACCAUUCCUUCCCGUCCCAUCCCAGAUCCUUAUCCUGACCUCUUCCAAGUGCUGUGUAGUCGUAAUGACGUGGCACUUUCCCCUGAUAGUUCUCUUCCCAGAAAAAUCUGUCCUUUUAGUCUACUAGCACACGAUAUUUGCCAAAAAAUUUGUUACAAUUUUGUGAAAUAAUCAUUGUAAAUAAAAUGUCAACAGCAUAAUAGUCAAGAGGAAUUAAGUAAAUAUUGUAAAGGAGCAAUUCCUAUAGCUAAUUUAUAUUGUUAUUGGAACAGCUUGAGAAUAUACAAAUGUACGCAUAGAAUAAGCCACAAUAAAGUGGCUGAAAAUUAAUACCCAAGGCCCACAUACGAAAAGAUGGAAAGUGAUGACAUUUUGGUCUGAAAUGGAUUCAUAUUCUCUCUUCCUUGACAACUC